AUGGUCCUUACCCUAAAAGAUGCCCCGUGGAGAUGUGAGUCAGAGCGUGCCAAGCAGCUGAGGGGGAGGGUGGGCACACGUCAGUGGGAAGGCGCCUCACUCAGUGGGGUGCCCAGUUCCCACACUCUUUCACUGCAGAAGACAGCUGUCUGUCUCAGUACAAAACUUGGCGCCACACAACAAGCCAUUAGUGUCUCCUGUGGCUCAGGAAUCCAGAAGCAGCUGAGCUGGGGGAUUGGGGCUCAGGGUCUCUGGGUGCGGGAGGAGGACCCCAGGGCGUUGAGUGCCAGGGGGUGGCGCCUGGGGGCCGCUGCACCCGCCUCUGCAGACUCCAUGCUGCGGGGCGGCCGCCUAGGGAGCCAGGCACAUCACGGUGAUGCCGUCCUCUGUAAAACAGCUGGGAGACACCAGCAGGGUCAGAUAUUCGAAGCUUACAAUAUGGCAGCUUUGUGGAAAUUGCCUUGUAUUUUCAUCUGUGAGAAUAACUGCUAUGGGAUGGCAACAUCUGUGGAGAGAGCAGCAGCCAGCACUGAUUACUACAAGAGAGGUGACUUUAUUCCUGGGCUGAGGGUAGAUGGAAUGGAUAUCCUGUGUGUCCGGGAGGCCACAAAAUUUGCAGCUGCCUAUUGUAGAUCUGGAAAGGGGCCUAUACUGAUGGAGCUGCAGACUUACCGUUACCAUGGACACAGCAUGAGUGAUCCUGGAGUGAGUUACCGGACCCGAGAAGAGAUUCAGGAAGUUAGAAGUAAGAGUGACCCUAUCAUGCUCCUCAAGGACAGGAUGGUGAACAGCAAUCUCGCCAGUGUUGAAGAAUUAAAGGAAAUUGAUGUGGAAGUGAGAAAAGAAAUUGAGGAUGCUGCUCAGUUCGCUACUGCUGAUCCGGAACCGCCUUUGGAAGAGCUCGGCUAUCACAUCUACUGCAACGACCCACCUUUUGAAGUCCGGGGUGCAAACCAGUGGAUCAAGUUUAAGUCCAUCAGUUAAGGCGAGAUACACACACCUUCAGGGAGUUCUUUGGCGGCAAGUGUAAGGAAUGCUUUGUGUUCUCAACUUUGUCAAGGAGGAAAACCCAUAGAGAGAAGGCGUGUAGAUUGGGAUAGUGUUUGCAUGUGGUUUGUACGGUGUUGCAUUAAAAGAGGUGAUCGCACACAUAAGGUUAUUUUAGUUCUAUAGGCCUAAAAUAGGUCAUAGUUUGCUUAACCCUCCAAAUUAUUUCUUUAAAAUAGUUCUAUUUGAUUUAGUUGUAUACUAGUUUUAACACAUACUUUAGUUACUAAGGGCUUCCCUUGCGGUUCAGCUGGUAAAGAAUCUGCCUGCAAUGUAGGAGACCCCGGUUCGAUUCCUGGGUCGGGAAGAUCCCCUGGAGAAAGGAAAGGCUACG
This is a messenger RNA of Cervus elaphus (red deer), 1381 nucleotides long. Its product is annotated as pyruvate dehydrogenase E1 component subunit alpha, somatic form, mitochondrial-like. Bases 1 to 984 code for a protein of 327 amino acids. Gene Ontology annotation, molecular function: oxidoreductase activity, acting on the aldehyde or oxo group of donors, disulfide as acceptor. NCBI's taxonomy places the organism in Eukaryota, Metazoa, Chordata, Mammalia, Artiodactyla, Cervidae. The transcript has 8 exons. The record is from RefSeq and is a predicted model, not a curated record.